UGUGUGUGUGUGUGUGAGAGAGAGAGAGAGAGAGAGAGAGAGAGAGAGGUGUCCAUGUGCUUCCUGUCUACACCCCAUUCACCUCCCCGGGAUCCAGCGGGAUGGAGGUCUGAUCUGAUCUGAUCUGAUCUGCGCUGAAAUAAACUGAGAGAAAGACUCCAGCCCAGAGUUCCUGCUGUCAGACCAGACCGCCUUGCCUGUGACAUCGUCUCUCUCUGGACUCACCGGGCCUGCAUUUUCAUCAAUUUAUUUAUAUUAAUUAUCUUUUUUCUUUUUUUUUUUUCCAUCCCUAACGCUGUUGGAGUGUAUUGUUUAUUUAGGAGAGAAAGGCGUCCAGGGAUGGAGUCGAUGCCCGGACAGCUUCGAGACGCGGGACGAGACGCCAGCUCCCCCCCGAGUUCAAAGCAGGACGCACCGAGCUUCUCCGGCCCCAGCUCCCUUAAACCAAACCAAGUGAGUGAGACCGCCCUGUACGGGGUGCCCAUCGUAUGUCUGGUCAUAGACGGUAAGGAGAGACUCUGCCUGGCGCAGAUUUCUAACACCCUGCUGAAAAACUACAGCUACAACGAGAUACACAACCGCCGGGUCGCUUUGGGCAUCACCUGUGUCCAGUGCACCCCCGUCCAGCUGGAGCUCCUGCGGCGCGCCGGAGCCAUGCCCAUCUCCUCCAGGCGCUGCGGCAUGAUCACCAAACGGGAGGCCGAGAGGCUCUGCAAGUCCUUCCUGGGAGCGCACAGCCCCCCAAAGCUACCAGAAAAUUUCGCAUUUGAUGUGACUCACGAUUGCGCCUGGGGCUCCAGGGGCAGCUUCAUCCCCGCCAGAUACAACAGCUCCAGAGCAAAGUGCAUCAAGUGCAGCUUUUGCAACAUGUAUUUCUCCCCAAAUAAAUUCAUUUUCCACUCUCAUCGCACCACAGAGUCCAAGUAUCUGCAGCCGGACGCUGCCAACUUCAAUUCGUGGAGACGCCACCUGAAACUGACGGACAAAAAACAAUCGGAUGACAUUCACCACGCGUGGGAGGAUGUUAAGGCCAUGUUUAACGGGGGGAGUAGAAAGAGGACUCUGCCCAUGAGCGGGUCGGGAAUGUCCUCGUCGCUGAAAUCGCAGGCCUCGUCCAGCCAGGCCCAAACCAGUUCCCCUGAGAUCCCUCACAAAACUUUACGGUGCAACGACAAUCAGGGAAAUAAUAACCUGAGUUUGUCGAGCGGCGCACGGACCUACCCAGUCAUCCCGGUGCCCAGUAAGAGCUUUGGCAUGCUUCAGAAAAUCCCCCCACCUCUGUUCUCCCACCACCCCUAUGGCUUCCCCAGCUAUGGACUGUGUCAGAAAAAGAGCGACGGUUUGCCUGAUGCGAACAAAACCAAUAUCUCUGGUGUGUUUUGGCCUGGACCGAAGGACGCCCUCUAUCCUGCUUUCCCUAUGUUUUGGCCUACAGCCGGCGGCCUACCCAUGCCGCCCUACCCGGGGUCUCCACCCAAACCUCUCCCAGAGCUGCCAGGCGUCCGGCAGGGAGAGCUCGACGUAUCGGACCAAAGCGACCGGGGCGCAAACACAACCAAAGACACUAACCACCACCCUCACCAUCAGCAGGACGGCGGAGAGCGCUGUUCCAGCUCCCAGUCCUCAUCCACCAGGAACGACGAAGACAAGUCCGGGGACGAGACCCCCCAGAGGAAAAUCAACUACAUUUCGGCCUUCAGACCCGUAGUCAAAGACGCGGAGACCAUCGCUAAACUCUACGGCAACCGAGACAGCUACGGCGUGCGCCCUGGCUACCUGUCCCCGGAUUUUAUCAGCGAGAGCUCCAGUUAUAGAUCCGUAUCACCGGAUAGGGACAGCGUGGCGGACGAGGACGACGACCCGGACGUGGAUGUGGAGUCCAACCGAGGACAAGACGAGGAGGAAGCGAUCCAGAUCUCUCCGGGAGAGGAGCACCAUGACUCCCCUGGACCGGACCGGGUGUCCUCUGGUGCUGAGGAGAGCCAGGAGCAGCCUGCCGCCCCCAGCCCCCCCGCAGCAGCAGCAGCAGCAGCAUCACCGGAGCACUCCGCGCACACUGGCUCAUCAGAUGAGGACAGACGGAUGCGUAAUGGCUCUCCUCUUCAUGAAGUGUACGCUCAUGAAAAGGACGGCCACGUGCUCCUGAACGAGCCUUCGUCGUUUGUGUCGAAACACUCGAGCAGAGCCAACGGUGUUCAUCACGUUACCGAAAUCCCAAACCAGCUCAACGUCACGUCCUAUCAGGAGCAAAAGGACAGACAAGCAGAUGGAGCUUUACGCAUCGACAUCAGCGUGCAUGAAAGAGAUUUGGAGAACAUGGCUAAAGAGGAACUGCAGAAGCAGCUUGUGGAACAAGUGGAGUUGAGGAAAAAGUUGGAGAGAGAAUUUCAGCAUUUGAAAGAUAAUUUUCAGGAUCAAAUGAAGCGUGAGCUGUCCUACAGAGAGGAAAUGGUCCAGCAGCUGCAGAUUGUUCGAGACACUUUGUGCAACGAGUUGGACCAAGAGAGAAAGGCUCGUUAUGCAAUACAGCAGAAGCUAAAAGAAGCUCAUGACGCCCUUCACCAUUUCUCCUGCAAGAUGCUCACCCCUCGCCAGUGUACCGGAGCCUGCACCUUCAAACCUCCGUUGCUGCCUCCCUAGUGCCGAGCACUUCCCUGCACCACCCUGCACCACCCUGCACCUGACCCCAGCUCAGCCAAAAAACACGCACACACACACACACACACACACACUGGUCUGCCUCGAGAGCUCUCAUGUGUUCAACUAACACCUGGCUCCCACUUGCUGUAUAGAUACACCACUGAUAGUGAAGACUGAAUGAAGUGAAGAUUCGGAGAAGGUUAUGGCAGCGAACACCCCCCCCCCCCCCCCCCCCAACAAAAGAACUGAACUCUUGACUAAAACAGAUCUUGAACUGAAGUCCAUUCAAAGGAUUGUUGAUCUGAAGCUGCAAAGCUCAACCAAAGUCUACUCUGAAAAGAAAAAAAACAGCACUAUAUACAAUAUAAUUAUAUUUAUAUAAUAUUAUUUAUAUAUGUAUAUAUAUAUAUAUAUACAUAUCACGUGACGAUGUGCAAUGGCUCGUAUAAUUGUGAUAUUAAGUUAAAAAUGUAUCUCAUUUAUUUAGCUUUUGUUGCUUGUUUGAAUGUCUUGAGUUUUUACAUAUAUUUGUUAUUUAUCUUGUCUUUGGUUUCAUUUAUUGUUUAGAAUUUGUAACACUGUGUAUGUCGUCAAGCACUUUAAAUGGGCAACAUUUCUGAAUUUGACCAUGCCGUCCUAUACCAAAUUCCUUCAUCAAAAAUCUUUGUUUAAAAUAGAGUACAUUAUUAUGAGCACUUACUUCAACGGCCGUUCAGGAUUGACAUUAAAUAAUAAUAAUAGUAUUUUCUGUCACACAAACUUUGAAGUGAUAAAACAAACAGUCGAGCCAUUUAUAGAUAUCAUGUACAGUUUAGACUGAGUAUUUUAACACAAAUUUGAUCCCAUCAUUUUCUUUGUUUCAGGGUUUUUUCUAUCAUUACAUGCAUCUGUAAAUCCCAACAGAUUCUACUAAAACCUUUCCUAUCAUCUGAUGGGGUUUUUAUAAGAGGAAGACACUGUAAAAAAGUGUGUGUAAUCUGCCAUUCACACAGCUGCAUUUCAUUUUCUCUCAUUUGUUGUUUUUGGCACAAUCUACCUUCCCCAUUUAUAUAUGUACCCAUGUCAAUAUUAAUAAAAUGUGAAAGCC
Etheostoma spectabile (orangethroat darter) is the source of this 3727-nucleotide messenger RNA. RefSeq names its product SKI family transcriptional corepressor 1a (gene skor1a). Bases 340 to 2640 code for a protein of 766 amino acids. The transcript is spliced from 9 exons. The record is from RefSeq and is a predicted model, not a curated record. Lineage: Eukaryota; Metazoa; Chordata; Actinopteri; Perciformes; Percidae. Gene Ontology annotation, biological process: negative regulation of BMP signaling pathway; negative regulation of transcription by RNA polymerase II. Gene Ontology annotation, cellular component: transcription regulator complex; nucleus; cytoplasm. Gene Ontology annotation, molecular function: DNA-binding transcription factor activity, RNA polymerase II-specific; RNA polymerase II cis-regulatory region sequence-specific DNA binding; SMAD binding.